Messenger RNA from Sinocyclocheilus anshuiensis, 1984 nucleotides. RefSeq names its product folate transporter 1-like. The transcript is spliced from 5 exons. NCBI's taxonomy places the organism in Eukaryota, Metazoa, Chordata, Actinopteri, Cypriniformes, Cyprinidae. The record is from RefSeq and is a predicted model, not a curated record. Bases 324 to 1913 code for a protein of 529 amino acids. Gene Ontology annotation, cellular component: plasma membrane; basolateral plasma membrane; apical plasma membrane. Gene Ontology annotation, molecular function: folate:monoatomic anion antiporter activity; folic acid binding. Gene Ontology annotation, biological process: folate transmembrane transport.
UCACAAUGUGCAGCCCAUUAAGGGAGUACUUUUUAAUAAUUGACGGUGUUGGAAGUUGGACAAAGGUGAAUGCUUACACACAGAAAAUGUGAGCUUGUAGCUGUUUAACACAUUGCUGUAUCAUUAUGAAUGUGUCCUCUCAGCCCCCAGUAAUAGUUAACACGACACGUGCCUUAGGAUUUACUGGCUUGUGCAGUCGCUUGGUUGUUACCGGUCUGUGAACACUGCUUAGCCUUCAGCUAUUAACUUUGAGGAUCAACAUACCUUUUGUAUUUUAUCCAUCAUUAAAUAGUUCAGCUUUACAGCAUCAUUAUUGCUGUAACAUGGUGGAAGUGAUUACAUGCAAUGAAAGGACUGAGGAUGUUAAGGAGGACAUGAGGACUGAUGGCAAUGGACACACUGUGGAAAAUGUGGCUCCAGAGCCGGUCAUCCAUGGAACCAAGGAAGAUCCGGAAACCCAAACGCAGAAGACCAGAACCUGGAUAUGGUCCGUAGUUUAUCUUUGUUUCUAUGGCUUCAUGGUGCAGCUGAAGCCUGGAGAGCCGUUUAUCACACCAUACCUGCUCAGUACAGAAAAGAACUUCACUAGUGAACAGGUCACCAAUGAAAUCAACCCAGUCCUCACAUAUUCCUAUAUGGUCGUGCUGGUGCCUGUCUUUCUGCUGACAGAUUACCUACGAUACAAACCUGUGCUGAUCCUUCAGAGCUUGAGCCAUGUUUCCAUUUGGCUCUUCCUGCUUUUGGGAGCCUCAUUGCUGGAGAUGCAGUUUAUGGAAUUCUUUUAUGGCAUCACCAUGGCUGCCCGUGUGGCGUACUCCUCGUACAUUUUCUCACUAGUACCAGCGACUGUUUACCAGCGUGUAGCCAGCUAUUCCCGCACAUCUGUGCUCAUGGGAGUCUUCACGAGCUCUGUGCUGGGUCAGAUAUUUGUGUCACUAGGAGGUGUAACAUACAGGACGUUAAGUGCAGUCUCUCUGGGGUUUGUCACUUUUGGGUUACUCUUGUCCUUCUUCCUGCCAUGGCCCAAACGUAGCUUGUUUUUCAACCAAGCACGUCUGGAAGAGGAAAGGAAGGAAGCAGCUCAAUCGGAAUUGGCCAGAAUGAAGCCUGAGGAGAAUGAUGGCAGUGUGGCAGCACAAGGCAGUAACCACAAAUACCCAUCCUGGACAAAUUCAGUGUUUAUUCAGAUGCUGAAGGAGUUAAAAAAUGUUGUGAAAGUUCCCAGUUUAAGGCUUUGGAGCUUGUGGUGGGUGUUCAAUUCCACUGGUUACUAUUUAGUACUAUUUUAUGUGCACAUCCUGUGGAAUAAAGUCUACCCUGCCACAGAUAACAAACAUGUUUACAACGGAGCGGUUGAAGCUGCCUCUACCUUAUUAGGUGCAAUCACAUCAUUUGCGGCAGGCUAUGUGAAAAUUCGAUGGAAUCUUUGGUCUGAACUGGUGAUUGGAUUGAUCACUGCAGUACAGGCCGGACUACUGCUUCUCAUGGGCAUCACAGAUAACAUCUGGGUUUGCUAUGUGUCAUAUGCCCUGUUCAAAGGCUUCUACCAGUUCCUGGUGCCAAUCGCUAUUUUCCAGAUUGCCUCCUCUCUCACUAAAGAACUGUGUGCUUUAGUGUUUGGAGUAAACACUUUUCUUGGAACAGUCCUGAAAACGAUCAUCACUAUCAUUGUGGCAGAUAAGAGGGGAUUGGCUUUGAAUGUUCAGUCUCAGUUUUUUGUUUAUUUCUUUUACUUCACUCUGCUGACUGUGGUUUAUCUGGGCUGUAGUGCCUUUAUCAUCACAUGUCAUUACCGCAAUCAAAGAGCACAGGAGGAGACUACAGAAGUAGCUAUAGCCACUGAACUUAGUUUCAUGACAACGGCUGCUAGUGAAGGCACAACGGCACAUAAUGGAACCAGCAUUAAGACAUGAGAUUCAAAGGAAUUCUCCAUCUCUUAAACUGUUACUUCAAAAUCAGAACAUUUUAUUCUUUUAAGUAUGAG